AUCUAUACAGUCGAGCUUCAUCUGCCUCUGCCGAACGGUUGCGCUGCGGCUGCGCUCAGAACUCGUGUGCGCGUCAACGCGAAAGCAUCUGCAGCGCCUCUAAAAAAUAAUACCAAAAAAGAUACAGCUACAGAUACUGAUACUGAUACUGAAGUAGAAGCAGAAGCGGAAGCAGCUAAAAGAUACAACAAAAUAACACAAGUGCCAGAGGAAACUGCAACAAAAAUACAAGAAACACUUUUGGUGCAACAAAUUUUUUUUGCGUUCAACAAAAACCCUUUGGAAUACCCAUCAAAAAACAGUGAUUUUUUUGCCCAUCUACCAAAGAACUGUGAUUAGAUCCAUCAACGGAUCGAGACCACACAGUGACACCCAAAGUAAUAAAAAGUGCAGACAAACCAAAACUAAACUAAAUCGAAAUCGAAUUCGAAGUCUAGAGAUCUAGAGAUUAGUGUACAAGAUCUGAAAGAGUGGCGUGUCCCCGUUCUCGUUCCCGUCUAGGCCCAGAGCGGGAAAUGCCGCCGCAACUACGAAAAUAAUCAGCGAAGAACCACUUAAGUCGAAACCCAAAUCGACAUCUACUUCGAUCUCAGCAGAGUAUAAAGCAGCAAAAUGCUGGCAGCACAGCAACAGCAGCAGCAGCAGCCCCCCCAGCCACACAGCCCCCCCAGCCACACCGGCGCCGUCACGCAGGCAGCGAUGGAGCGCCAGCGACGCGAGUCCACCACAUCGGAGUCCUCGCUGGAGCACCUCGACCUCGGCCGCACACCAAAGAAGCUGAGCAGCAGCAGCGGCCCGCAGCCCACAUCGACGCCGCACGACACGGCCACAGCGUCGGCGGUCGUGUCGGCGUCGCGCAAGCGCAAGCUGCGACAGCACCAACAGCAACAGCAACAGCAGCAGAAGCAGGAUCUGCUCAGCGACGACGAGGAGGAGGAGGAGGAACCGCGUCCGCUUGAGGAGACGAUGGCAGUGCAGCGGCCGCGCCACAAGCAGCGACGCAACGGCCCUGCCUCCGCGGCGGCGGCCAUCGCCAGCAUCGUGAUGGACUACAGUGCCGGCGACGCCAGUUCGCUUCGCAAGAAGUUCCGGCUGAACCGCAGCGGUGCCAACGGCGACCUCUCCGAGUCCGGGUUCGUCGACGCCAGUAGCUACAACAACAGCCAUGCCGCAUCGGCCGCCGUCUCUGCUGCAGCGCAGCAGGUGUCGAAUGCCUCCAGCACCAGCAGCAGCAACAGCAGUGGCAGCGGAAGUGGCAGCUCUGGCGCCUCCUCGCCGGAGGGCCUGUGCCUGUCCAGCGGCGAGUCCGGAAUCGGGGCUGGCGACGAGCACAUGAAGUACCUCUGCCCCAUCUGCGAGGUGGUCUCGGCCACGCCCCACGAGUUCACCAACCACAUCAGGUGCCACAACUACGCCAACGGCGACACCGAGAACUACACCUGCCGCAUCUGCUCCAAGGUGCUAUCCUCGGCCUCGUCGCUGGACAGACACGUUCUGGUGCACACAGGCGAGCGUCCGUUUAACUGCCGCUACUGCCACCUGACCUUCACCACCAACGGCAACAUGCACCGCCACAUGCGCACCCACAAGCAGCACCAGUCGACGACGACGACGUCGGCGGCGCAGCAGUCGGCUUCGCAGAGCGCCGGCAGCGGCUCUCUGUCGCAGUCGCAGCAGCAGCGACGCCUGUCACAGCAGCAGCAACAGCAGCAACAGUCGCUGUCGCAGCAGCAGCAGCAGGGAGGUGCAGGGCAUCCGGGACGUGCGGAGAGCUAUGAGAGCGAUGCCAGCUGCUCCACGGAUGUAUCCAGUGCCCACAGCCACACCCACAGCCAUGGGAGUAGUCACGCCCGCGCCCACGCCCACGCCCACGCACACAGCAACAACAACCACAACAACAACAACAACAAUCCCCACAAAGCGAACAACAACCACAAGGAGAUGCAGCAGCAGAUCCAGGAGCGGAUCAAGCAGCGUCGCCCCAAGACCACCAUCAACAACAACAACAUCAUCGACGAGGGCUCCCAGGCGGAGGAGGAGGAGGAUCGUGAUCGGGAGGAGCAGGACCAGGACCAGGAGGAGCACCCCGAUGCGGACACUGACGAAGAUGUGGCCAUGCCCCUCUCGAUUACGAGCACCCCGGAUGUGGCCACCCUGCUGGCCGGAGUCAAUGGAUCCUCGCGGGCAGCCUCGCGUUCCCGCUCCCCCUCGCCGGCCAUGCCCCUGCUGAGCUGCCCUGCCUGUGGCGCCUCCGACUUUGACUCGCUGCCAGGGCUGUGCGCCCACCUGGACGCCCGACACUCGGACAUACCCGCCAAGUGCCGUGACUGCGACGUGAUCUUCGCCAGCCACCGCCAGCUGCAGGCGCACUGCUGCCGCGGCCUGGUGGGCGUGAAUCUGCCGCCGCUCCUGGGGGCCAGCAGCUCACCGCUGCACCACGGCGAGGACGAGGAUGAAGAGGAUUCCGACGACGAGGCGAGGACCGAGAGGGAGGCGGAACAGCACGAGGACUUCUUCCAGCAGCUGUAUCUCAAGGGCAAGGCAGCCGAAGCCGCUGCCGCAGCCGCCGGGACAUCCACCUCCUCUCCACCGUCCCCCAUCAAGCACGAGCCGGCGGACAGCAAGGACCUGGCGGACAUCCAGAGCAUCCUGAACAUGACCAGCUCCAGCUGCACCUCCAGCUUCCUGCGCAACUUCGAGCAGUCGGUGAACACGCCCUGCUCCAGCCAGUACAGCCUCGACGGCCGCGACCAGGAGGAGGAGGCCCAGGACGUCUUCACCUCGGAGUUCCGACGCAUGAAGCUGCGCGGCGAGUUCCCCUGCAAGCUCUGCGCGGCAGUGUUCCCCAAUCUGCGCGCCCUCAAGGGCCACAACCGGGUGCAUCUCGGCUCCGUCGGCCCCUCCGGCCCGUUCCGCUGCAACAUGUGUCCGUAUGCCGUCUGCGACAAGGCCGCCCUCGUGCGUCACAUGCGCACCCACAACGGGGACCGGCCGUACGAGUGCGCCGUCUGCAACUACGCCUUCACCACGAAGGCCAACUGCGAGCGGCACCUGCGCAACCGUCACGGCAAGACCAGUCGCGAGGACGUGAAGCGGGCCAUCGUCUACCAUCCGGCGGAGGAUGCCAGCUGCGAGGACAGCAAGUCGCGCCUGGGGCUCGGCGAUGAUCUGGCCGAUCUGAGCUUUCGCUCGGUCUCGCCGCCACCCCCGCCGCCGCCACCCCCAGCUAGUGCUCCGAUCGCCGAGGGCUCUCAGCUGAAGCACAUGCUCUUGGAAGAGCCGUCGCCUCCAUCGCACACCCCCACGGCGGCCGCUGCUGCUGUUGCCGGGCCACCAUCCAAGAUCCAGGUGAAGAGCCUCGACCAGCUGGUGGACAAAAAGCAGCCUGCCACAGGCCCUGCCCUCGACUUUAGCAUGGAUGUGCUGGAUCUCAGCAAGAAGCCAACAACAGGAGGAUCCUCCACCGCCCAUCCUCCGUCGGGCCCGUCAACGGUGCCAGAGCUGGCAGCCGUCCUGGAGCAGCAGCAGCAGCAGCAGCAGCAGCAGCAGCAACAACAGCAACAGCAGCAACAACAGCUGCUGCUGGCACAACAGCAGCUCUUUGGAGGAGCAGCCGGAGCGGCGGGAGCUGGCGAUGCCGCUUCCCAGUACAUGCAGCAGCUGUUCCGCAACCUGAUGUUCCAGUCGCAGACGCCGGGCUUUCCCUUCUUUGGAUUCAUGGCCCCGCCGCCACCACAAGGCAAUCCCGAGAAGCCGCCGCAGCUGAGUCCGCCUACGCGGAUGGGCGCCCUGCCCCUGCCGAUGCCAGUGGGCGUGCCCGUGCCGCCUGGCGGCCCCGUCAAGAUGGUCAUCAAGAACGGAGUGCUGAUGCCCAAGCAAAAGCAGCGCCGCUACCGCACCGAGCGGCCCUUCGCCUGCGAGCACUGCUCCGCCCGCUUCACGCUGCGCUCGAACAUGGAGCGGCACGUGAAGCAGCAGCAUCCCCAGUUCUACGCCCAGCGGCAGCGGAGCGGACACCACGUGAUGCGCGGUCGCGGAGCCUCCAAUGCCGCGGCAGCCGUGGCCGCAGCCGCCGCCGCAGCGGCAGCCAUGAGCCAGGGCGGAUCCGGAGCGGGCCAUGUGCACGGCCAUGCCCCCAUCUCGGAGCAGGUGAAGUACGCCAUCCUGGCGCAGCAGCUGAAGGCGCACAAGAACACGGAUCUGCUGCAGCAGGCGCUGGCCCACGGAUCCAGCAGCGUGGCCGGUGGCAAUCCCCUCCUGCACUUUCCCUAUGGCGCACCCCAGGCGCAGUCCCACUCCCAGUCGCAGUCCCAGUCCCACUCGCACUCCCACUCCCAUUCGCAGUCGAGUAGCCAUGGCCACGCCAGUUCUGGGUCCCAUCUGCCGCAUCUGGUGAACGGGAUGCACAAUGGGCAGAACAACGGCCAGCCGAGUGCCAUCGAUGACGACGAACCCAAGCUGAUCAUUGACGAGGAUGAGGAUGGCGAGGGCGAUGUUGAGGAGUUCGACGAGGACGAAGAGGAGGAGGAGGACGAGCCCGAGGACGAGGACCCGGAGCCAGAGCCAAUGGAAGAGCUGGAGCAGGCCCACGACGAGGACCCAGAGGACGAGGAGCAGGAGCUGCCCAAACCCCUGGAGCACAUAUCCCAGACCAGUGCUGCAGCGGCCAAUGAGGCGGCCAAGAAGAUGGCCGAGACCAUCCUCGAGCAGGCCAUCAAGGCGGGCAAGGCCACGCCCAGCGCCACUGCCACUGGCACGCCCAUGAGCACGCGCACGCCGUCGCCCAGUCCGGAGCCGACGAGCAACGCGAUGCCGGAGCCGAGUCCGCCGAAUCCCACCAUGAAGUCGAUGAUCGCCCAGGCCGAGUCGGUGGCCAAGUCCCUGAAGGAGGUCGCCAGCUCCCCGUUCAAGGACGAGUCGCAGGACCUGGUGCCGGUGGCCAAGCUGGUAGACAACGCCACCAGCAGCCAGAUGAGCUUCAACAGCUACUUCCGGCCCAGCGACGUGGCCAACCACAUGGAGCAGAGCGACGAGGAGGGCCUCGUGGCCUCCGGCAGCGCCAGCGAGAGCAACAACUCCGGAACGGAGGACGUCACCAGCAGCAGCUCCGGCAGCGAGCCGAAGAAGAAGUCCGCCUACAGCCUGGCCCCCAAUCGCGUCUCCUGCCCUUACUGCCAGCGCAUGUUCCCCUGGAGCAGCUCGCUGCGGCGCCACAUCCUCACCCACACCGGCCAGAAGCCCUUCAAGUGCUCCCACUGCCCCCUGCUCUUCACCACCAAGAGCAACUGUGACCGCCAUCUACUGCGCAAGCACGGCAACGUCGAGUCCGCCAUGUCCGUCUACGUGCCCACCGAGGACGUCAGCGAGCCGAUACCAGUGCCCAAGUCUGUGGAGGAGAUCGAGCUGGAGGAGCAGAGACGCCGCCAGGAGGCGGAGAGGGAGCGCGAACGCGAGCGGGAGCUGGAAUUGGAGCUGGAGCGGGAGCGGGAGCGCGAGAAGGAGCUGGAGCGCGAACGGGAGCUGGAGCGGGAGCGCGAGCGCGAAAAGGAGAGCCUGGUGCUCAUCCAGAAGCUGGCGGCUCAGAUGAAUGCGGCCGCAGCUGUGGCCGCUGCUGCCUCGGCGGCCGAUGCCGGCGCUGGCGGAGAUCUGCCGUACAAGUGCCACCUGUGCGAAGGCUCCUUUGCCGAGCGUCUGCACUGCCUCGAGCACAUCAAACAGUCGCAUGCCCACGACUUUGCCCUGCUCCUGGCCAAGGGAGCCAUCGAGCCGGAGUCCCGUGCCGGGGAGUCCAACCACCAGCAUCUCCUGCAGCAGCAGAGCACCCCGGGGGCCGGCUCCGAUGAUGAGGCGAGCGGCGGCGGCGGUGCACGCGGAGCCUCUGGCAAAUAUCCGGACUACAGCAACCGCAAGGUGAUCUGCGCCUUCUGCCUGCGCCGCUUCUGGUCCACCGAGGACCUGCGCCGCCACAUGCGCACCCACUCCGGGGAGCGGCCGUUCCAGUGCGAGAUCUGCCUCCGCAAGUUCACCCUCAAGCACAGCAUGCUGCGCCACAUGAAGAAGCACAGCGGACGAGCCCACAACGGCGACAAUCCUGGCUCCGACUGCUCCGACGAUGAGCAGGUCGCCACUCCUCCAUCCACCCCAGGACCCACUCCGGCACCGACCACCGGCACCACCCCCACUCCCACCAACAACAAUAACAGUUGCCAGAACAACAACAACAACAACAACAACAGCAACCCCAACGCCAAUGCAAAGAUGGGUCUGCGCCAGCCGAUGCUGCACAAGCUGCUGGACAAUUCGAGCGAGUGGCGGGCCAGCCGCCUGGGCGAGCACAAGGAGAACAUCGGAGAGGCGGCAACCCCGUCAGCCGCGGCGGUGGCCAGCUCCGAUCUGAUCGGAAAUCUCCUGGGCAUCAGCGACCAGGGCAUACUCAACAAGCUGCUCUCCUCCGCCGACGAGGCGGCCAAGCUUCUGGGAGUGGACAACAAGUAGGGGGCCGGAGUCAUCCCAGUAGGCAAAGUAUAGCAUACUUUCUACAGUCAAGCCUCCUCCUCCACACCUCCACACCACCACACCUCCAUAGAGGAAGAAGAAACAGCAAAAAGCAACAGCAACAAGCAACAACCAUUUACCGCCUUACGUAUACCAAAGCUUAAAUAGUUUCAAAUAAUAAUGAUAGUAUCUGUAAUCUAUACUCUUAAAGAAAGUCUUUUUUUUUUAUGUUUGUAUGUACGUUUUUUUUUCCAUCAUUAUUAUUAUUAUUAUUACUAUAUUUUUGUUUCAAAUUGUGUGGCAUUCCAUUGUUUAAGCGGUCCAACCGGAUGUGGUAGACAAGUUACAAAAAAAGAAUGAAAGGAAAUAUGUAAUCAAAAUUAGCAAGCGAAAAACUAAAGCAGAAGAUCGUAUAAGACCCCCACUAGAUAUAGCGAUUGAUUCGAUUCGAUUCGAAAAAAAGGAUUAGGAGAUAAGUAGCUGCAAUGAAACAACGAACAUUUUUACAUGACAUGAAACAAAAACGAAAAGACUUGAUGGCGAAAACCAGAGGCGAUACUAAUACAAACACAACCAUAUAGAUUAACCAUAAUACAUGCAUAUAUCAUAAAUACUAUACCAUACGUAUGUGUAAGCCAGAGAUUGUAAAUUGAAUUCGGGGGCCUUGAGAACCGCAGCGUGGCUUAAACUCUAGACUAAGCAAGAAACUAAAUUUUAGUCAAUUAAUUAAGAUUAGAAAUACAUGUGCAUGCACAUGCACAUGUACAUGUACUCGUAUGUAUAUGUAUUUGUAUGCAUGGUUCUUUUUUUUUGUCUGUAGUACUUAGUGGUAGAUGUAGUUUAUUUAAUGAAAACUCAUUCAUUCACACACACACCCCAACAUUCAUACACCCAAAUACAUAUGCACACAUACAUACAUACGGUACGAUACGAUACGAUACGAAAGUAUAUAUAGACGGAUAAUUCAUAUAAAUAUAAUUAUAUUAGUCGACUUCUUACAGCAAUAACCAAAGCAUUUCACUUACGAGUAUUUAGCGUUUGUUUAAGCUAAACCACACACACACACACACACACACACGACAACAAAUAUUAAGGUUUAUUUAAAUCAAUUGCAUGCAUAUACAUACAUACAUAUGUAUAUAUAUAUAAUUCAAUAUACGUAUGUAUUGUACUAUCAAAUAUACAACAACAAAAACAACAAAAUGCAAAUGUUCGAGUAUAUCAGUUAUUUAUAAUGCGGAGCAACAGCAACAGCAACAGCAACAAAAAAAAAACAACAAUUUAAAACAUACAUUUAUUAUGGAACAAAUAAAUUAUAUACCUAGCCUUUUAUGACUUACGAGUACUUAAUUUUAACGAAAAGUGUACUUAAUUAUAAACUGUAAAAGACAUGUUGCACACACACACACACACACACACAACACAAAGAGAAUGGAUUAAAAAUUGAAUUGAAAUAAAAUAAAGCGAUGUCAAAAUCGAUUAUACGAUGCCUAUA
Messenger RNA from Drosophila miranda, 7990 nucleotides. It is a transcript of the gene peb, whose product is annotated as zinc finger protein 236. Gene Ontology annotation, molecular function: DNA-binding transcription activator activity, RNA polymerase II-specific; RNA polymerase II cis-regulatory region sequence-specific DNA binding. Lineage: Eukaryota; Metazoa; Arthropoda; Insecta; Diptera; Drosophilidae. The transcript is spliced from 3 exons. Gene Ontology annotation, biological process: regulation of transcription by RNA polymerase II. The record is from RefSeq and is a predicted model, not a curated record. Bases 613 to 6495 code for a protein of 1960 amino acids. Gene Ontology annotation, cellular component: nucleus.